AUGUUGUUCGAACUGAAGAAAGGCCCCGCAGUUAAGAGCCUAGCGUUCAAAGAGCUUGUUGAAAAGGUCCUAAGCGACGAGACGAAUGUUAGAGCCUUAUCCCAAGAGACCACGAUAGAAUGUAGAAAGCUGAGCAUGUUUACCACAGAGCGCGAUCUGAGACUGAAACUGGAGACCGAAAACAUCCUGGGGAAGGUGCCGAUGAAAAUUCGGCUAAAGAGUCGCACAUUAGCAAUCCUGAUACCGUUCGUUAUUAUUGCAGAUGGUGUAAAAAGCUGGAUACUCGUCGGAAGGAAACCGGUCGAUAUAGCAGGGGACUUCAAUGUCUGGGCGGUGGAGUGGGGAAGCAGAUGUACCAACGUAAGAGGAAACAGCCUACUGGAAGCCCUGGCUAAGCUAGAGGUAAGACUCAGCAACGAAGGCGCCAUCAGUACCUUCCGCAGAGAUGAUCGGGAGUUUAUGAUUGACGUCACCUUCUGCAGCCCAUCUUUGUUGGCAAAUAUGAACUGGAGGGUGUGCGAACAAUACACUCAUAGUGAUCAUCAGGCGAUCCUGUACACUAUUGGCAAACGGAAUCUUGCAACAGGCCGAAGAAAUAGAGCUAACGACCGAAAGUGGAAGACGAAAGCCUUCGACAAGGACGUAUUCAUCGAAGAACUACACGCUGAUAGUGAUUCCCUGGACUUGAACGCAGAUCAACUGACAGAAACGGCGAGAAGACGCGUCCAAAGAGAACGGGACGACGCAGCCAGAGAAGUUCGUAGAGAAGCGUUUAGAGUGGCCAGGGCCGCCCUUAAAAAAGCGAUAAGGCAGAGCAAGACGAACUGCCUCAAAGAGCUAUGCCGUGAUGCGGAUGUCAACCCAUGGGGCAACACAUAUCGGGUGGUGAUUGCGAAAGUCAGUGGUCCAACGGUGCCAGCUGAAAUGUGUCCCGAAAAGCAAAAGGUGAUCGUUGCAGGGCUAUUUACAAAGCAUGACUCGACGAGCUGGCCAUUUUCGCCGUAUGCCGAGGAUACUGAACGCAGUCAGAGUGCAACCAAAAUGCUGAUAAGCCAAGCAUUGUUGCUCAGUAUUAUAGCUUGCUAUAUUGUACUGAGUAAUCAGGCAUCAACCCCCUUAGAUGACCACUACUGGGCGGGCGUUGUGGAAUUCAGCACUAAAGACAAAUACACAGAAGAGCCGGACAUAAACACAGCGAAAAACCUAGCAAAAUACAUCGAGCUCAUCAAUUCGACCGAUGCCGAUCCUCUGGACAUUAUCGUCUUUCCGGAACACGGUCUAGAUAGCAUCGGAACUGCUUCAUUUGUUCCGUCCCCGGAGGAACGAGUAGCACCUUGCAAUAAUUUACUGUACGAAACCACCGUUCGUGAUCUCUCUUGCGUAGCGAGACUGCGUCAAAAGUACUUGGUAAUCAACCUGCUGGAGAAAGCACUUUGUCCGCAGAAUGAUGAUACGCGACCAUGCGCUAAGGAUGGAUUGUACCGUUUUAAUACGAACGUCGUUUUCGAUCGAAACGGAUUCGUCAUCGCACGAUAUCGAAAAUAUAAUCUUUUCGGCGAAGCCGGAAUCAAUACGACGGUUUAUGCUGAAGCGGUGAAAUUCGAAACGGAUUUCGGGGUUACUUUUGGCACGUUCACUUGCUUCGACUUGUUGUUUGAUCAACCGGCAAUAUCGCUGAUACGUGAUGGAGUCACUGAUAUAGCUUUUCCAACAAUGUGGUUCUCGGAGUUGCCUUUCCUAACGGCGGUUCAAAUUCAGCAAGCGUGGGCCUAUAAGAACAAUGUCAAUUUCUUAGCAUCGGGAGCGAGCUAUCCGGAAAUUGGCAGCACCGGCUCUGGAGUUUUUGCCGGAAAGCGGGGAAGAGUUGUGUCCGUUAUGAAGCACCAUGCCGAUGUCAAACUGUACGUGGCUAAGGUUCCUAAAAUCGACCGACCGGAGGCUACCUUAGAACGGCAACCUCCUGAGAAAUAUACACCGUUGGAUAUGAAUAAUCUUGGACUACUUCGAGAUGAAAUUCAGAAUUAUAAUACAACGAGUUUACCGAUGUCGAGUAACAGUUCUUUCCAAACCACCUUAUGUCAGAAGCGGAUUUGCUGUGAUUUUGCUCUGGAUUACACGGUUUCAUCAUUUUUUUUUUCUGAACAGCAUUAUUACAACUAUCGGUUGGUGGCACGUGACGGAAUACGUACGUUUAGUGGCCUCGCGGAUGCUGCUGUUCUGGCCUGUGCCAUAGUUGCUUGCACCAAUGCGAGCAUCGAUUCCUGUGGAACACGGUUCAACGAUCCGUCGGCUGUGGUUAAUGCAGUACGAUUCAAUUCCAUACGGAUAGAUGGUGUUAUCCCGGGUGACGAAGAUUUUCUUCUAUUCCCGAAUAGUCUUGAUAUGAGUAUUUUACCACUGGAGGUCGAAGAAACCCAAUUCAGCGAACGGAUGUAUACGGAAAAUUCCACUACGUACAGAGAGAUUCAGCACAAAUUGGUUAAUCCACGCUCUGAUCUCCACACGUUUGCGAUUUGGGGUCGAGAUUAUACCCGAUGGGCCAGCAGCGCAAAGCGCUUGCUUCAUAGUACAGGGUUGGUGUUGAUUGCUGUACUAAGCUGCAUUUCAUUUAAAUAA
This is a messenger RNA of Sabethes cyaneus, 2616 nucleotides long. Its product is annotated as vanin-like protein 1. The transcript is spliced from 9 exons. Bases 1 to 2616 code for a protein of 871 amino acids. The record is from RefSeq and is a predicted model, not a curated record. NCBI's taxonomy places the organism in Eukaryota, Metazoa, Arthropoda, Insecta, Diptera, Culicidae. Gene Ontology annotation, molecular function: hydrolase activity, acting on carbon-nitrogen (but not peptide) bonds, in linear amides.